AUGUCUAUCUACACGGACCCACCAGCCUUACGGCCGUUCAGCGACGACAAGCCCAUCCUGCUCGUGAGCUGGUGGCUCACCCUCUUCUGCACCGUCGUCAUCAUUCUCCGUGUGGUUGGGCGCUAUGUGCGCAUGGAAAAGCUGUUUCUCGAGGACAAGAUCGCCGCUCUCGCCCUGAUCCCCAUGUACCUUCGAGUCGCAUGUGUGCAUGUGCUUCUCUUAUACGGCACCAACAACGUCGAGCUCGUGAACAAGGAAGGACUGCACCUGUCUGAGCAGGCGAUAGCCAGGCGUGUAGUUGGAAGCAAGCUUGUUUUGGCUACUCGUUUCUUUUACUUUACUACACUAUGGACUCUCAAAUCCAUCACCCUCCUCUUCUUCAACCGCCUCGUCGGCACCGCCGGUCGAACCAAGUACAACCUCACCCUCCGCUUCCUCCAAAUCACCAUCGGUUGCACCUUCGUCGCCUGCUUCAUCAGCAACCUUUCCGAAUGCUUCCCCGUGACGCACUACUGGCAAGUCACGCCCGACCCGGGCGGCCAAUGCCGCCAGUCCUACGCGCAUCUCCUCGUCGUAGCAGCCAGCAGCGUCCUGACUGAUUUAUUGCUGGUCGUUUUCCCCAUCCCGAUCCUGAUCCAGUCGCGCAUCAAGCUCAAGCGCAAAAUCCUCCUCGUUUCCCUGUUCUGUUUAGGGCUGUGCACCGUCUGCAUCACGCUGUACCGGGUGCCCAACAUCCUGUCGGAAAGGGGAUACCAAGGCACGCGCACCAUGUGGGCCAGCACGGAGAUUCUCGUGGCCACGUUUGUCAACAACGCGAUUGCGCUGGGCACGUUUGUACGCGACACGGGCCCCAAGAAGAAAAAGUUCAAGCCGCAGCAUCAGCAUGAGCUGCAGCAGCAUGGAUAUGGCAAUUUCUCGCGGGCGGAGACUGCGUACAACGCUUAUGGGAGCUCAAGCAGGGAUAGGAAGACUGUUUCUUCGAUGAAGCCUGGUGGGUUUGGAACAACAACAACGGCAACGAUGAAUUCGUUUGCUGAGAGAACAAUGAAUGAUAAGAGGGGGAGUAUAAGCUACCCGCAGUACGGCGUCAGCGCCGAGGCAGGGAGCGAUAACAAGGCGGGUAUCGUCAUCAGGACAGAUACUACUGCUGGGAGUGGUAGUAUUGCCAGCAGCGGCCACAGCAACGACGAUGAACAUGUUCAUGGUGGAGACCUGUCGUUGUCGUUGGAAGCCCGCGAUAGCGUGGCGUCGAGCACCCUACCGCCACCACAUGAAAAUAAACCGCGAGAACGGGAUUCCCAGGAAUCCCUGAUCCCCAAGCCUGGUAGUGGCGGCGGCGGCGGCAGCACAGAAUAUGGUGGUGGUGGUGGUCAUAUCGGGCAGGCCAUGUCGUACUUUGGCACGGUCAUGAAGACGACGGAAAUCAGCGUCACGGUCACGCAGGCCAACGAGGCGGAUCUCAGGGCGCAGCAUGAUGGGGGGAGAGUCCCGCAGAGUCCGCUUUACGAGAAUCAUCAUCAUCAUCAUCAUGAGCAGAUCAGGGAGGCGCCGAGGGUGAUGACGGCGGGGGAGAGGGGUGUGGCGAGGGGGACGACCAAGUUGUUGAAGUCGUUGCCGGGCAAGGAGCACGAGGAGGGGGAAGAGGUUUGACGAUGAAGUUGGAACUAGGUAUCUAUGGUGCUGGAUGAGGUAUAUGGGACAUGACGAUGAUGAAGAUGAUGUUUGGAGAUUUAAUUGGAUACCUAUUUUCCUUUGUCUUUGUUUAUUCUUACUUGGUUACCUACCAUACGGCGGUAGCAUUUACAAAAUACAAGCUGCUUCAAGUGCAUCUCAGGUUCAUGC
Messenger RNA from Neurospora tetrasperma FGSC 2508, 1842 nucleotides. RefSeq lists its product as uncharacterized. The transcript is spliced from 2 exons. The coding region runs from base 1 to 1650 and encodes 549 amino acids. The record is from RefSeq and is a predicted model, not a curated record. Lineage: Eukaryota; Fungi; Ascomycota; Sordariomycetes; Sordariales; Sordariaceae.